ACACCUCUGUUAAAAUCUCAUUGGUUCCCUUUGUACCGCGGGAAUGAUCAAAACAGGAAGUGUGGAAACACGAGUAGCCCAUGACGGACACUUCUGACUAUCCUGUGUUUUUUUUUAAAGAAAAGACAUGGCAGAGGUUGGUUUAUGUCGUCUCCUCGACAUACUUCGUUCACUUUAUCCAACUGUUCAAACAAUAGAAGAGUAUGUCGAUGGUGUCACUCUCAGCGAUGGCAGGAAAGUAGCCUUGGUUGAAGAUUCCGAUACCAGUCGCUUCAAGGCGCUCCUCAAAGGGCUAAUCGUGUGCGUUGAGAAGCCGAUGAAAGAUGCUCCGAGUAGCGACCAGCUCAGCACCUUACCGGAGGUCCUCGCUUACGUCCUGAACACCAUGAUGAAGAACAAGAACAGAAACGUCCUCAAGUUUGGUUACCUUUGGAGUGACAAAGACGGAGAUGCAGACCCUUUCAAAUUCCAUGGCGUGAUAACCAUGAGUCCCGCGUUUAUUCACAGCAGUGACCUCUGGAAGAAAAUUAACCAGCGACUGGGCACUGAUCUCACCCAACACCUGCUGCGAAACUGCUCCUUAUUUACUGCUGCGCCCCCCAACUGUCUUUUCCAGGUGUGUGGAGUGCCUGUAUACGACUUGAUGUCCGCCAACGCCUCAUUCAGGUUCCUCCUCUGUAAACCUCCUUCUCAACCUCCUCCAGCCAAUCCACCAAGGAAUAGCCAGGGGAGAUGGUCAAGGACCAAGGUACGUUCUCAAGAAGUUUCCAGAAAGAGGAAAAGGGAAAAUGGGCAGGAAUGUGCUGGAGAUUAUGAGGGAUUACCAGGGAAACGAAGACGUUGCCCGGCAGUGGAGAGGACAUGUGAUUCUGCAGGGCCAAGUCACAACACCGAUAUCAUCAAUAGUGAACAGACCUCCCAUCACAACAUCAAUGCCACUCAGGCUAUCAAUGAAAACUCCCGUGUCUCCAGGCACCCCAAAGGGGCCACAGGAACAGCCCAGGCUACGGCCACCUCUCAUGGCUCUUUUAGCUGGAAGCCAGCAGACCAGCCCUCUCCCCGGCCGUCGGAGUGCUUCAUCCGCAUGCUUCGCGUUCUCUACGGCGGCAGCGGCCUCAGGGGCUUUCUGCUCAACAGGAAGUUGGCGACGUGCGGGGCCAACGGCCCCAGGGGCCUCCAGGGGCCCGACGUGGUGCGUCUGGUGUUCCUGCAGGGCGAGGCGUACCUGCGCGGCGAGGAGCCCAGCCCCAGAAGACUCCCCCGCCGCUUCUUCAACAUGGCGCCUCUCUUCAGCCGCCUGCUGCGCAACCACAGGAAGUGCCCCUACUUCCACUUCAUGCGCAAGAAGUGUUCGGUAGCCACCACCGCCGGCACCGGGCCGGGGAGUGACAUGGCGUCUCUCCUGGCGGCCCACUGCCUGCCGUACCGGGUCUACCUGUUCGUGCGCGAGUGUCUUCUCUACGUGGUGCCGGAGGAGCUGUGGGGGUCCGAACAGAACCGCGCCCUGUUCCUCGCCCGGGUCAAGCAGCUGCUGAGGCUGGGGAAGUUUGAGAGCCUCUCCCUGGCGCAGGUCAUGUGGCGCGUGAAGGUCCGAGACUGCCACUGGCUGGGUCUCAAGGCCAGAGCCCACUGUCCCAGUGAGCACCGGUACCGGAAGCGUCUCCUGGGCCAGUUCCUGGCCUGGCUGCUGGAUAGUUACGUGCUGGGUCUGGUCAAAGCCACGUUCUAUGUCACAGAGAGCAUGGGCCGGAAGCACGCCCUACGGUUCUACAGACGAGAAGUCUGGAACAAGCUUCGUAACCUGGCAUUCAGGAAGCACCAGUCCAAGGGCCAGUGGCAAACCCUUACGCCACUGGAGGUGGCGUCCCUCCCCAAAACCACAGUGACCGCUCGACUUCGCUUCAUCCCCAAAACUCACGGCAUGCGGCCCAUCACACGAGUCGUGGGAACGGAUCCUGUAACCAAGCGCUUCCAGCGGAGUGUGAAGAACCUGCGUGAUGUGUUGGGUGUGUGUGUGAAGUCCUCGCCGACCCUGCUAGGCUCCACAGUCUGGGGAAGACAGGACAUCCACAGGGUCCUAAAGACCACCGCUCAGCAGCAGAAGACCAAACCCACACCACUGUACUUUGUCAAGGUGGACGUCAGCGGAGCAUAUGACAGCCUGCCUCAUGACAAGCUUGUGCGUGUGGUCAGUGAGGUGCUUCUGCCUGUGCAGGACGUGGCUUUCUCUGUGCGACAGUACGCCAAAGUCUGGAGCGAUCCCCUGCAGGGCCUGAGAAAACAGUUCUGCACAAGGGCAGAGGCCCAGGCCUGUAUCAACAUGAAAGGUUUUGUGAUGCAGGAACAGGAGAAGGGGAAACUCCACAAUGCCAUUUUGGUGGAAAAUUAUAACUCACCAGAUAUAAAGGGAGGAGACUUGCUUGCCUUUUUCAAACAGAUGCUUAAGAGUUGUGUUGUUCGGUUUGGAAAGCAAACGUUCCGGCAGGUUUGCGGCAUCCCUCAGGGGUCGGUGGUGUCCAGUAUGCUGUGUAAUCUGUGUUAUGGUCACAUGGAAAAGUCCCUGCUCAGCCACGUCACUGAGAAAGGAGGGUGCCUGAUGAGGCUGGUGGAUGACUCUCUCCUCAUCACCCCUAAACUCAACAGAGCCAUGUAUUUUCUCAAGACCCUGCUGGCGGGGGUGCCCCAGUACGGCUGUGUGGUGAACCCCCAGAAGGUGGCGGUGAACUUCCCGCUGGAGGAGGGCGUGAGGUUCCCCGGGGUGCAGGUGCUGCCCCAGCACUGCCUCUUCCCCUGGUGCGGCCUGUUGCUGGACACACAGACCCUGGAUGUCUCCAACGACUACUCCAGUUACGCUGGCCUAUCGCUGCGCUACAGCCUGACCCUGGGCUCCUCCCGCUCCCCCGCGUUGUUCAUGAGAAGGAAGCUGAUGACCAUCCUGCGGCUCAAGUGUGACGCCAUCCUGCUGGACCUCCGGACAAAUUCCCUGGAGACCGUCUAUAAAAACAUCUACAAGAUCGUGCUUCUCCAGGCUCUGAGAUUCCAUGUGUGCGUGCAGGGUUUGCCUAAAGGUCAGACUGUGGGGACUACUCCAGCCUUCUUCCUGAGGAUGGUUUGGGCGAUGGCCAGAACCACAUACACCUGCAUCAAACAGAACAACCACGAUGGUGCCCUGGGCUCUGCUUAUGGUGGCUGUCUGAGGCUUAAGGCCGUACAGCUGCUCUACUGCCUGGCGUUUGAAUGGGUCUUUGUUCGCCACCGCCACACCUACCGUUGCCUUCUCCCUCGCCUUCGUCAAAGAAAAUGGAGUCUGGAGAGGGCCCUGAAAGGAAUGAGGUUGGCGAGGGUCCGCCAGGCAGCUACCCCCAGAGUGCCACCUGACUUCAAGGCCAUCAGAGCCUGACCUUUGACCUCCCACAGGUCAACAGAGGAGAAAUCUGUUCUCUUCAAGAAAGUCAAAGGAUAUGUGUUACCCAUGAGGAUGAAGGUUCAAUGUGAGUGUGGUUCAGAGAUGCUGUUGGAGCCUGGUUAUAAAGUCCAUGUGGUUCUAGGCUAGAGCCUGGUUGUAGAGUCCAUGUGGUUCUAGGCUAGAGCCUGGUUUCCUUGUUAGGGGGUUGGUAAGGCAAUAGGUCCCUAAAACCAGCCAACUGAAUACCAGUGACACUUGUGGCCAAGGCCUUUAAGAAGCAUGUGAGGAGGAUGCAUUUGUGUUUUCAUCUGCAAUACAGACUCGUCAUGUGUUGGGACAUUUAGGAGAAAAGAAUAAUUUCCACAACCAUAACUUUUUUAUGUCGUUUCGGUUGUAACUUUAAUGGGAUCAAAAAAACUCCUGACUAAACACAUUGUACAUGCUUUAUGUUUACGGAAAGGCCUCAUUGCAUUGAUAUAAAACUGAUGCCGUAUCAGGUUUUCUCGUAAAAUACAACCCAUUAAAAUAUGAAGCGAAAGGUCAACUGCCAAGAUCAAAAGCAUCUCUGCUUUCGCCUCCACUCCCUGUUUUUCCCUGUGUUUGUUUUGUGUUUUUAAGAGAGCUUAUCUCCAAUGUGAAGUUACCAGUUUCACUGCUGCUUAAGUUGUUAACCUGUCCAGCAGAUGAACCGUCCCUCUGUAAUAGCUCAAAAUGCUAAACUACCUGAAUUACUGUCAUCAGUUACCAGAUCAGUUGUCCAUAGCAAGAGCAACAACAGAAUCAAAAACUACAAGCAAGAGAUCUGUUACAAGAUGUUUAUUAAUGUUUAUUUAAAAAAAAAUGGUUUCUGAUUUUCCAUGUUCUAUGCACUUUUAUUUCCAGAAGAGAAAUAAAUACUUAGCAUGAAAA
This is a messenger RNA of Alosa sapidissima (American shad), 4315 nucleotides long. It is a transcript of the gene tert, whose product is annotated as telomerase reverse transcriptase. The record is from RefSeq and is a predicted model, not a curated record. Lineage: Eukaryota; Metazoa; Chordata; Actinopteri; Clupeiformes; Clupeidae. Gene Ontology annotation, cellular component: telomerase catalytic core complex. Gene Ontology annotation, biological process: telomere maintenance via telomerase. Gene Ontology annotation, molecular function: telomerase RNA binding; telomeric repeat DNA binding. The transcript has 16 exons. The coding region runs from base 128 to 3400 and encodes 1090 amino acids.